GAGCAAGACACCGGAACAGACUUGAGUUGUUUCUGUUUGUAGCAUUUGGGCAACAUUUUCUUAUGACCUUACCUCCAUAACUUUACCUAAAAGCAGCUAAAAUGCGAAAGUUUAGCGUUAGCGUUACAGGAACAAUUCACCUAAUAUGUCGACGUUUAUACAUGUAAAGUUAGCAGCGCAUCUAGCUGUAAAGUGAUGAUUCAUAACAGAAGUUCAUGUUAGCAUCAUGCUCUAGUUAGCACACAACAGGGAGAGGAGGAGCUAGCUGUCUUAACUCUGUGGUAAUGUAAACAUUUGAUUACUAUUUUACAAGCAGAUUAAUGUUAUACUAUAUUUGUAGUUGUCGCUUUUAGUAUGUCUGCCCUCUACCGAAGCGUUGUGUUCAACCGUGUUUCCAAGUUAAACACAUGUUUGAUCCAAGUCAUGAGAUUUGGGUAUAAUGCGCCUCCUCCACAGUGGAAGACAGCCGAAAGCCUCCAGAGAGCUGGAAACACAACCAUACCACAGAAGACAAGUAACCUAAAAGCUAUUGCUAAUAUGUCAGGGAAGCUCAGUGUUUCUUGUUCAAGAUGUCUCUCUACUUCAACUGAGAUUGGAGCCUCUCGAGUGAAAAGAGUUUCCAUCGAGGGCAACAUUGCUGUUGGAAAGUCCACCUUUGCGAGACUCUUGCAGUCAGCCUGUCCUGACUGGAAGGUGGUGGCAGAACCUGUGAGCAAGUGGCAGAACAUUGAGAGUGGUACCUCGAAGGGGACAGACGCCACCCCCCAGACCACAGUCAGCAACCUGCUGCAGAUGAUGUACCAAGACCCUCAGCGCUGGUCGUACACUUUUCAGACAUUUUCCUGUAUGAGCCGGCUCAGGACGCAGCUGCAGCCUAUUCCUGCUCGCCUGCUCGGCUCAGAGGGAACACCGGUCCAGGUGUACGAGCGUUCUGUCUACAGCGACAGGUACAUCUUCGCCCUGAACAUGUUUGAAAUGGACUGUAUCAACUCUACAGAGUGGGCGGUCUAUCAGGACUGGCACUCCCUCCUGGUGGAACAGUUUGGACACAAGGUGGAGCUAGAGGGCAUCAUCUACCUCAGAGCCCCACCAACGAAAUGUUUGGAGCGCCUGCGCCUUCGAGGCAGGGUAGAGGAGAAAGGAGUGGAACUGGACUAUCUGGAAAAGCUGCACGUUCAACAUGAGAGGUGGCUGGUUGAAAAGAGCACAGAAACACAUUUCGAGAAGUUAAAACAGAUACCUGUGUUACAACUCGAUGCCAGUGUGGAGUUUAAGAGCAACCCAGUGGUGCAGGAGGAAUUUAUAACCAAGAUAAAGAACUUCUUCAGUGUGUUAUGAGAAGACGUCGUCUGCUGCAGUCGACAGUGGGGAACAGAUGAGAUCAGUCGGAACUCAGUCUUCAUUCAGACGGAUGAGCCCCUCAAAGACUGAAGAAAAUCUGAAGUUAUUUACAAGUUUUUCUUAUGAAUAAGCUGUUAGAUCACAGUACAUGAAACAUAUAGAAAUGCGUUACCUAUAAAUAGACCUCUCGUUGUUCUUUUUUAAAUAUUUAGUCUGCAUGUUUUUUCUAUUUGCACUGGGUAGUAUAAGAUUAUUUUACUGUACCGUUUAUAUUUAAGUAACUAAGACUGGGCUGUCUAUAAUUUGACCAUUUCAAACACUGUUUACUGAGCAUCCUACAUUAUGUUCUUUAUGUUACUGUUCAACACAUUCCUAACUGACAAGGAACACGCAAGCAAGACAAGUAUCCUAUUUAUUGUUGUUACAUAAAUAAACUGCUUUUUUUAA
Messenger RNA from Eleginops maclovinus (Patagonian blennie), 1788 nucleotides. It is a transcript of the gene dguok, whose product is annotated as deoxyguanosine kinase. The record is from RefSeq and is a predicted model, not a curated record. Gene Ontology annotation, biological process: nucleobase-containing compound metabolic process. Gene Ontology annotation, molecular function: deoxyguanosine kinase activity; ATP binding. Bases 355 to 1338 code for a protein of 327 amino acids. Gene Ontology annotation, cellular component: cytoplasm. NCBI's taxonomy places the organism in Eukaryota, Metazoa, Chordata, Actinopteri, Perciformes, Eleginopidae. The transcript is spliced from 7 exons.